Messenger RNA from Vitis vinifera (wine grape), 1506 nucleotides. Its product is annotated as glycine-rich cell wall structural protein. The coding region runs from base 89 to 1249 and encodes 386 amino acids. NCBI's taxonomy places the organism in Eukaryota, Viridiplantae, Streptophyta, Magnoliopsida, Vitales, Vitaceae. The record is from RefSeq and is a predicted model, not a curated record. The transcript has a single exon.
UAUAUGUUAAGAGCUUCAUUGCACCCAAGCUCACUCACCUACUCUUUUCUAAUUGUAUUGUUUUUUUUUUUUUUUUAUUUGAGCUGCAAUGAGAGUUGUUGGUCCCUGUGCUGUGAUUUUCCUCCUGUUGGUUGUUUUUCUGGUGAAUGAUUUUGUUGUUGCAGAGGUUAAUGGAGUGGAAGAAGACAAGCACUUUUUGGGGCGGCAUCCUUUUGGAGGAGGACUUGGGCAUGGGAUUUACAGAAAGGGGUUUAGACAUGGGCGUUUUGGUAGAGGUGGUGGAUUAGGAGGUGGCUUUGGUGGUGGUGCAGGUGGUGGUGCGGGUGGUGGGUUCGGUGGUGGUGCAGGUGGUGGUGCGGGCGGUGGGUUCGGUGGUGGUGCGGGUGGUGGUGCUGGACUUGGUGGGAAUGCAGGUGGUGGGUUCGGCGGCGGGUUUGGCGGUGGUGCAGGUGGUGGUCUAGGAGGCCAUCAUGGUGGGGGGCUUGGUGGAGGAGUUGGUGGCGGUGCAGGUGGCGGUUUGGGUGGUGGUGCAGGUGGUGGAGUUGGUGGUGGUCUGGGAGGCCAUCAUGGCGGUGGCCUUGGUGGCGGAGGUGGAUUUGGCGGAGGAGGAGGAGGUGGGCUUGGAGGUGGCGGUGGAGCCGGUGGUGGAUUCGGUGGUGGAGCUGGUGGUGGUCUGGGAGGCCAUCAUGGCGGUGGCCUUGGUGGCGGAGGUGGAUUUGGCGGAGGAGGAGGAGGUGGGCUUGGAGGUGGCGGUGGAGCCGGUGGUGGAGCUGGUGGUGGUCUGGGAGGCCAUCAUGGCGGUGGCCUUGGUGGCGGAGGUGGAUUUGGCGGAGGAGGAGGAGGUGGGCUUGGAGGCGGCGGUGGAGCCGGUGGCGGAUUCGGUGCUGGUGGUGGAGCUGGUGCUGGGGGUGGGCUAGGAGGGGGAGCCGGAGGAGGAGGCGGGUUCGGCGGAGGCGGCGGUGGAGGCGUGGGAGGUGGUGCGGGAAAAGGUUUUGGUGGCGGGGUAGGUGGUGGUGGCGGUGCCGGAAGCGGAGGUGGAUUCGGCGGAGGCGGUGGUUUUGGUGGUGGAGGAGGCGUGGGGGGAGGAUUCGGAGCCGGUGGUGGAUUCGGAGCUGGUGGAGGCGCAGGCGGUGGUGGUGGACUUGGUGGAGGCGGUGGUGGGGGUUUUGGCGGAGGUGGGGGCGGUGGAGUUGGUGGGGGCGCCGGGUUUGGUGGGGGAGCGGGGUUCGGUGGCGGAGGAGGUCACUAGAACACAUUUCACCUGUGUCUGCAACACCAAAAGUGAUCUCCAUUUGCUAGGCAAUAAAACCAUAAAAGCAGAGAGGGAAGUUUGAUUCCUUUGUUAAUAGUUAAAUCAAUGCUUGGUAUUAAUUAAUUGGUACAAAAUGCUGUUCACAUAGACAGAGAUACAGGGUUCCCUUGUUAAUGAAUCAACAAGCUUGGAAACCUGGCAACCUACAUGUAUCUCACGACCAAUCAAGAUUUCACGUCUUUAGCCCUUUUUCA